Molecule: messenger RNA, 17600 nt
Organism: Coregonus sp. 'balchen'
Lineage: Eukaryota; Metazoa; Chordata; Actinopteri; Salmoniformes; Salmonidae
Source: the annotation of a GenBank genome assembly
AUGUCUGAUUCGACCUUGUUCAGAGCCACCAGAAUACUCUGCAGAAGUAUAUCUAGUGAUAUGGAGGAGUCUGAGGCCAAGGGCAAAGGAGGAGCUGUCCCCAUGAGGAGGGGUUCUGACUGGGGAAGCAUCGCCAUGCUGGAUAAGACCAAAGAGUUCUUCCAGACCUGCGAUGUGGAGGGCAAAGGCUUCAUCACACGCACCGAUAUGAGGGUUAGAGGAGGGGGGCGAUGGGGGUCUUGUUUUGCCUCAGUUUUACACUUAUAGUUAUAGUCUUAGAUGUAAUGGACAUAUAUGUCUAUCCCAUUGAUGCAGCCAUGCUUAGAUAAUCAUUUUGACUGAAGGACAAUAAGUCUUGUUGGGAAUUAUGUCAAAACCCACUGGGCACAAACUGAUUGAAUCAAUGUUGUUUCCAUAUCAUUUCAACCAAAACAUUAAAUGUGAUGACGUUGAAUCAAUGUGGAAAACUGAUUGGAUUUGAAAAAAGUCAUCAACGUAAGAGAAUGUCGUAAUUUUUUCACCCAAUGUUUAACCUUAAUCCAAUGACAUGGUGACAUUUUUUGUUGAAUUCACGUUAGUUGACAACUGAACCAAAUGUAAAUCAAAACUAGGCGUUGAACUGACGUCUGUGCCCAGUGGGAAGUCACUGAUUUGAUUCUGAACAGAUAGUCAGUCAGUCACACACACACACAAACAACUAAAAUGAGUUGAAACAAGUUCAUUUUAUGGGUUGGGGUGAUGAUGCUGUCUCUCACAAACAAUCGGAGUAGGGCCACAACCAUGAGAUAACCAGAGGACAGUGUGACUUUGGCUAUGGCUCUCCUCUCUACCUCAUUGACCAUUCAGAGGUUUUCAUGUGGAGAACCUCUACACCCACUCACUGAAUCAGCCACUCACUAGCACGGCACCUUUGUUCACUGUGUUCAGGAAGACUGAAUGGAUGUCCAUCAGAAAUACGUGUGCACACACAUACACAUACUAUUUUUGUAUUUCACUCAAGCACUGUUUUGAAAUGAACAAGCGCCGGCUUUUGUUGUUGUCUGGGUUUAGAGGGGAUAGUGUUUUGCACAUUUUAUAGGAAAGGCUUAAAAAGGCAAACAGAAGAAUCACCUAGAAAAUUGUAGUGUUGACGUGUCCAUUAUCUAAGAAUAAUGUCAAAUGUAAAUACCUAUUAAUGAAUACGAUCAUAUGGCCUACACCUCCUGUUCCAAUAUUCUCCCGUCCCUUUUUGCAAUCAGGUCUAGUAUUGACCACACCACUGGCACUGACAAAAUGAAAAUCCACAAUAAUGUUGUAAACUCAGUUAAUCAUCCUAUUUUCUAUUCAAUGGCAUUCUUUUGCAUGUUUUCCUUGACACAUUUCUAUUCAGAGAGGCAGGACAAGGUCAGGGUGACAUUUAUUACAGCUGUAGUAGACACAUUCAAUGCUACUGAGCUGAAUAUCUUUCUCUUUGGAGGGAAGCAUGGAAUCUUGGGCUUGUGUGGUGUUACAUCUUUAGCAGAAGAAACAACCUUAUUUCUUGUAUGUGUGUUCCACAGAGGCUUCACAGAGAACUACCCCUCAGUGCUGAGGAACUGGAGAAUGUCUUUGACUCCCUGGAUACUGACCAGAACGGCUACCUCACCCUUGAAGUGUUCUCAUCAGGAUUCAGUGAGUUCCCUGUUUCCUCUUUAUCUACAUUCAAUUUCAAUUAAAUUAAAUUAGACUCCCCAAGGGGCAAUCUGCUGUAUAUCUCAUGGUUUACUGUUGGUUCAAUAACUUAUGUUUUGAGAUCAAUGUAGUGAGGGACCACAUUCAAAUGUGACAAAGACAAGGUAUAGAUGAAUUUAUCACCUAGCUGGCAGGGAGUAGAUGCUCACCCAGGUAAGGAUAGGUUGUAAAGGAUAGGUUGUACUCUGUAUAAAAUGCACUUACAAAUCAAACAAACUUAAAAACUUGAUAGCCUCUUUUCACAACUUGAUAAUUGAGAGUGCUGGGCACUUUCAAAAACAAAACACCCCCUGAUUUGUAAUUCAAACUGAUGUUACGUCAUCUUGCUGGUGAUGCUUAUGCUUCCUGCAUCCUGGUCUGUCCCCAGGUCAGUUCCUGCACGGCCGAAGGAUCUCUGUAGCCGAGGACGCAGUACCCGCUCUCCCCACUUCGAGGAAGCCCUCAGAAGCCCUAUACCAGAGCCAAUGGGACGAGAGGUUAACUGGAGGGGGGGAGGAUGACGAGGAGAGUCACUUCUGUAUGCUGCUGGAGAGCCUAGGGGCCAGCAAUGUAUUCCAGGAGUGAGUGGAGUUAACCCCACCUCACAUUAUUACAUAUUAUACAACGGGUGGGUCUAAUCCUGGAUGCUGAUUAGUUUCAACUGCAUUCCAGCCAGAGUCUAUUCCACAAGUUACCACCGGGUAAAUCUAUGACGUUGAAAUGCCUAUUUACUCUGUUCCAUCUCUAUGCGCACUGCACUGUCUCAUCAGCCCAGCCAGGCAAUUUAUAAACUUGAUCUCCACUAUAAAAAUCAUCUAGACAUUAUCUCCCAUUUCUUUUAGACUAGCAUUUGGUUUUCAACAGCGGAGAUUUGUAUAAACCUUGCUGUCUGUCUCUCCAACAUUUGCAACAUUGUUUCAAUAUUGAAAUUCAAUCUCCAGCUGUCCCAUAGUAAUGAAAGUGUGGGGAUGAGACAGACAGGCAGACAGCUUUUCUCAGCCAGUCGAAAUCAUGAAUCACUGGCAUCAUUUUUAUGGAUAUAUACAAAGAAAUGUCAAUAGAUAACAGAUCAAAUGAAACGAAAUACAGCUAGUUUGCAGUCUUUCCAGCUUCAGUUUAAAGUGAUUGUGUUAGCUGUGUUGUUGGCUAGUCUCCUGAUGAGAGAGCACAUUUUCUAUGCCAGGUGAAAUCGUGCAUCAUUAGCUCAUUGUUAUGGAUGUAUCCAAAUAAAUGUCACUAGAAAACAGCUUAAGCAAAUGCAGCUACUUUGCUGUUAUUCUGACUGCACUGUUUGACGUGACUAAGUUAGCCAUAGUUGGCUAACUAGCAAGCAACUCGCGUUCAUAGAUACAGAACAAAAAUACUUAACGACUGGGUCGCAUCUCUGGCAACCGAACCGAUAGAACGAACAACCAGCCGGCUUGGGUAGCAACCUUAGAUUUGUGUCGGGACUAUAUCUCGUGGAAGGAUGAAAUGUUAUGAAUAAAUUAAUCAAAAUGACGUUCAUGAAAAUAUGUCAGUCAUUAUUUGAAUAUGUUGGUAACCCGUUGUAUAAAGUGAUAAUGCCCUCGAAGCCGGUGUUUGGAGGAUAUACUGUAGAGUUUUAUCAGAACUCUUACCCUCUGUCGCUCUCUGUCUGCCUGUCUCCCUCUCCUCCAGUCCAGGCGAAGUGCGCAGCUUGUGGGCCCAGCUGAGGAGGGACGAGCCUCACCUCUUGUCCAACUUUGAGGAGUUCCUGGCCAGAGUCACCUUCCAGAUCAAAGAGGCCAAAGAUGAGAGGAGGGAGAUGGAGAGUGCCCUGCAGAGGUUGGAGACCACAAAUACUACUAACAAAUACCUCCUCUCUGUUGUCUCUGCUACUCCCUGGGCCAGUUUCCCCAGACACAGAUGAAGCCUAGUCCCAGACUGCAAAGCAUGGGAGAAUCUCUUUUAAAAGUGCUUUUUAGUCCAGGACAAGGCUUGAUCUGUGUCUGGGAAACUUUGGCAUUUAGGCAUGAUUAUGUGAUCAGUAUGUGUGAUAUCUUCACUGUGACUGUUUAGUGGACUGCAACCACAGCCAUUCAAACCACAAUACAAACAGCUUGCGGCCUUGUAAAUGAAUGUCCAAUAUUUCUACGGUUUCUUGAUUGCAGCUCGUCAUAGUGUGGUUAUUAGGUUCGAACUGCGGUCAUUGAUUCAAAGAACUGACGAUAGCUUGUUCUGUUCCCACCCAUGUGAUAGGGCUAUGGUCUAUGUUGCUAUAGAGGUCUGUUCGUGUACCAGAUUGUGGUACAAAUAACAUUUUAUUCAUCAGAGGAUUCUAUCCGAUCGAAAGGAGUCAUUUUACAACAUGAAAGUUGAAAGCACGGAGUAGUUAAUAGCUUCAAAUAGUUUAUAUAGGCCUGCAGUGAAUGAAGGCAGCGAGGUUCUAGCAAGUCAACUACUCCAGACAUAAGUUACAUAUUAUUUGUUGAACCUGCUGGUGACAUGUGCCAACAUGUGCGUUUAUGUUUCUGCCUUGUGGCUGUAGACUGUAGACUGAAUCAAAGGCACCGGAGGAGAUGGCUGCCGUUUUACCAAUUGCGCUAUUGUGUGUGUUUUUUGGUGUUAUUUGUAACUUAUUUGUACAUAAUGUUUCUGCCACCGUCUCUUAUGACCGAAAAUAGUUUCUGGAUAUCAGGACAGCGAUUACUCACCUCGUACUGGACAAAUAUUUUUUCUUUAACGAGUCGGACGUGAAGGAUUUACUUCAGACACCCGACAAGGCCCAAAUCCCUGUCAUUUGCAGGAGAAAGAGACAGAGAUCAGGGACGUAGGUCGGGCUGCCUUGUAAGGAUCCGACGGCGAGUGGGUCAUCUGCCUCUACCAUCAGUCCUAUUAGCCAACAUACAGUCGUGGUCAAACGUUUUGAGAAUGACACAAGUAUUGGUCUUCACAAAGUUCACUGCUUCAGUGUUAUGAGAUAUUUUUGUCAGAUGUUACUAUGGUAUACUGAAGUAUAAUUACAAGCAUUCCAUAAGUGUCAAAGGCUUUUAUUGACAAUUACAUUUAGUUUAUGCAAAGAGUCAAUAUUUGCAGUGUUGACCCUUCUUUUUCAAGACCUCUGCAAUCCGCCCUGGCAUGCUGUCAAUUAACUUCUGGGCCACAUCCUGACUGAUGGCAGCCCAUUCUUGCAUAAUCAAUGCUUGGAGUUUGUCAGAAUUUGUGGGUUUUUGUUUGUCUACCCGCCUCUUGAGGAUCGACCACAAGUUCUCAAUGGGAUUAAGGUCUGGGGAGUUUCCUGGCCAUGGACCCAAAAUGUUGAUGUUUUGUUCCCCGAGCCACUUAGUUAUCACUUUUGCCUUAUGGCAAGGUGCUCCAUCAUGUUGGAAAAGGCAUUGGUCGUCACCAAACUGUUCUUGGAUGUUUGGGAGAAGUUGCUCUCGGAGGAUGUGUUGGUACCAUUCUUUAUUCAUGGCUGUGUUCUUAGGCAAAAUUGUGAGUGAGCCCACUCCCUUGGCUGAGAAGCAAGCAACCCCACACAUGAAUGGUCUCAGGAUGCUUUACUUUUGGCAUGACACAGGACUGAUGGUAGCGCUCACCUUGUCUUCUCCGGACAAGGUGUUUUCCGGAUGCCCCAAACAAUCGUAAAGGGGAUUCAUCAGAGAAAAUGACUUUACCCCAGUCCUCAGCAGUCCAAUCCCUGUACCUUUUGCAGAAUAUCAGUCUGUCUCUGAUAUUUUUCCUGGAGAGAAGUGGCUUCUUUGCUGCCCUUCUUGACACCAGGCCAUCCUCCAGAAGUCUUUGCCUCACUGUGCGUGCAGAUGCACUCACACCUGCCUACUGCAAUUCCUGAGCAAGCUCUGCACUGGUGGUGCCCCGAUCCCGCAGCUGAAUCAACUGCAGGAGACGGUCCUGGCGCUUGCUGGACUUUCUUGGGCGCCCUGAUGCCUUCUUCACAACAAUUGAACCUAUCUUCUUGAAGUUCUUGAUGAUCCGAUAAAUGGUUGAUUGAGGUGCAAUCUUACUAGCAGCAAUAUCCUUGUCUUUGAAGCCCUUUUUGUGCAAAGCAAUGAUGACGGCACGUGUUUCCUUGCAGGUAACCAUGGUUAACAGAGGAAGAACAAUGAUUUCAAGCACCACCCUCCUUUUAAAGCUUCCAGUCUGUUAUUCUAACUCAAUCAGCAUGACAGAGUGAUCUCCAGUCUUGUCCUCAUCAACACUUUCACCUGUGUUAACGAGAUAAUCACUGACAUGAUGGCAGCUGGUCCUUUUGUGGCAGGGCUGAAAUGCAGUGGAAAUGUUUUUUGGGAUUAAGUUCAUUUUCAUGGCAAAGAGGGACUUUUCAAUUAAUUGCAAUUCAUCUGAUCACUCUUCAUGACAUUCUGGAGUAUACAGUGGGGAGAACAAGUAUUUGAUACACUGCCGAUUUUGCAGGUUUUCCUACUUACAAAGCAUGUAGAGGUCUGUAAUUUUUAUCAUAGGUUCACUUCAACUGUGAGAGACGGAAUCUAAAACAAAAAUCCAGAAAAUCACAUUGUAUGAUUUUUAAGUAAUUCAUUUGCAUUUUAUUGCAUGACAUAAGUAUUUGAUCACCUACCAACCAGUAAGAAUUCCGGCUCUCACAGACCUGUUAGUUUUUCUUUAAGAAGCUCUCCUGAUCUCCCCUCAUUACCUGUAUUAACUGCACCUGUUUGAACUCGUUACCUGUAUAAAAGACACCUGUCCACACACUCAAUCAAACAGACUCCAACCUCUCCACAAUGGCCAAGACCAGAGAGCUGUGUAAGGACAUCAGGGAUAAAAUUGUAGACCUGCACAAGGCUGGGAUGGGCUACAGGACAAUAGGCAAGCAGCUUGGUGAGAAAGCAACAACUGUUGGCGCAAUUAUUAGAAAAUGGAAGAAGUUCAAGAUGACGGUCAAUCAACCUCGGUCUGGGGCUCCAUUCAAGAUCUCAUCUCGUGGGGCAUCAAUGAUCAUGAGGAAGGUGAGGGAUCAGCCCAGAACUACACGGCAGGACCUGGUCAAUGACCUGAAGAGAGCUGGGACCCCAGUCUCAAAGAAAACCAUUAGUAACACACUACGCCGUCAUGGAUUAAAAUCCUGCAGCGCACGCAAGGUCCCCCUGCUCAAGUCAGCGCAUGUCUAGGCCCGUCUGAAGUUUGCCAAUGACCAUCUGGAUGAUCCAGAGGAGGAAUGGGAGAAUGUCAUGUGGUCUGAUGAGACAAAAAUAGAGCUUUUUGGUCUAAACUCCACUCGCCGUGUUUGGAGGAAGAAGAAGGAUUAGUACAACCCCAAGAACACCAUCCCAACCGUGAAGCAUGGAGGUGGAAACAUCAUUCUUUGGGGAUGCUUUUCUGCAAAGGGGACAGGAUGACUGCACCGUAUUGAGGGGAGGAUGGAUUGGGCCAUGUAUCAUGAAAUCUUGGCCAACAACCUCCUUCCCUCAGUAAGAGCAUUGAAGAUGGGUCGUGGCUGGGUCUUCCAGCAUGAUAACGACCCGAAACACACAGCCAGGGCAACUAAGGAGUGGCUCCGUAAGAAGCAUCUCAAGGUACUGGAGUGGCCUAGCCAGUCUCCAGACCUGAACCCAAUAGAAAAUCUUUGGAAAAGCUGAAAGUCCGUAUUGCCCAGCGACAGCCCCGAAACCUGAAGGAUCUGGAGAAGGUCUGUAUGGAGGAGUGGGCCAAAAUCCCUGCUGCAGUGUGUGCAAACCUUGUCAAGACCUACAGGAAACGUAUGAUCUCUGUAAUUGCAAACAAAGGUUUCUGUACCAAAUAUUAAGUUCUGCUUUUCUGAUGUAUCAAAUACUUAUGUCAUGCAAUAAAAUGCAAAUUAAUUACUUAAAAAUCAUACAAUUUGAUUUUCUGGAUUUUUGUUUUAGAUUCCGUCUCUCACAGUUGAAGUGUACCUAUGAUAAAAAUUACAGACCUCUACAUGCUUUGUAAGUAGGAAAAUCUGCAAAAUUGGCAGUGUAUCAAAUACUUGUUCUCCCCACUGUAUGUAAAUUGCCAUCAUCAAAACUGAGGCAGCAGACUUUGUGAAAAUUAGUAUUUGUGUCAUUCUCAAAACUUUUGACCACGACUGUACAAUCAUUGGAUAACAAAAUAGACGAGCUACGAUCACGAAUAUCCUACCAACGGGACAUUAAAAACUGUAAUAUCUUAUGUUUCACCGAGUCGUGGCUGAACGACGACAUGGAUAACAUACAGCUGGUGGGGUUUACACUGUAUCGGCAAGAUAGAACAGUGGCCUCCGGUAAGACAAGGGGUGGCGGUCUGUGUAUAUUUGUAAGCAACAGCUGGUGCACGAAAUCUAAUAUUAAGGAUGUCUCGAGGUUUCCUUGCCUGAGGUAGAGUAUCUCAUGAUAAGCUGUAGACCACCCUAUUUACCAAGAGAGUUUUCAUCUAUAUUUUUUGUAGCUGUCUAUUUACCACCACAAACCGAUGCUGGCACUAUAACCUCACUCAAUGGCCAUAAGCAAACAGGAAAACGCUCAUCCAGAGGCAGCGCUCCUAUUGGCCGGGGACUUUAAUGCAGGGAAACCUAAUUUCUACCAGCAUGUUAAAUGUGCAACCAGAGGAAAAAAAAACUCUAGACCACCUUUACUCCACACACAGAGACGCGUACAAAGCUCUCCCUCGCCCUCCAUUUGGCAAAUCUGACCAUAAUUAUAUCCUCCUGAUUCCUGCUUACAAGCAAAAACUAAAGCAGGAAGCACCAGUGACUCGGUCAAUAAAGAAGUGGUCAGAUGACGCAGAUGCUAAGCUACAGCACUGUUUUGCUAGCACAGACUGGAAUAUGUUCCGGGAUUCUUCAGAGGAGUACACCACAUCAGUCACUGGCUUCAUCAAUAAGUGCAUCGAUGAUGUCUUCCCCACAGUGACCGUACAUACAUAUCCCAACCAGAAGUCAUGGAUUACAGGCAACAUCCGCACUGAGCUAAAGGGUAGAGCUGCCACUUUCAAGGAGCGGGACUCUAACCCAGACGCUUAUAAGAAAUCCCGCUAUGCCUUCCGACAAACCAUCAAACAGGCAAAGCGUCAAUACAGGACUAAGAUUGAUUCGUACUACACCGGCUCCGAUGCUCGUCGGAUGUGGCAGGGCUUGCAAACUAUUACAGACUACAAAGGGAAGCACAGUCGCGAGCUGCCCAGUGACACGAGCCUACCAGAUGACCUAAAUUACUUCUAUGCUCGCUUCGAGGCAAGCAACACUGAAGCAUGCAUGAGAGCAUCAGCUGUUCCGGACGACUGUGUGAUCACACUCUCCGUAGCCGAUGUGAGUAAGACCUUUAAACAGGUUAACAAGGCCGCAGGACCAGACGGAUUACCAGGACGUGCACUCCGAGAAUGCGCUGACCAACUGGCAAGUGUCUUCACUGACAUUUUCAACCUGUCCCUGACUGGGUCUGUAAUACCUGUGUCCCUGUGCCCACUGAGUCUGUAAUAAUAAUGUCCCUGUGCCCAAGAACACUAAGGUAACCUGCCUAAAUGACUACAGAUCCGUAGCACUCACGUCUGUAGCCAUGAAGUGCUUUGAAAGGCUGGUCAUGGCUCACAUCAACACCAUUAUCCCAGAAACCCUAGACCCCCUCCAAUUUGCAUACCGCCCCAACAGAUCCACAGAUGAUGCAAUCUCUAUUGCGCUCCACACUGCCCUUUCCCACCUGGACAAAAGGAACAUCACUGGGGCCAAGCUUCUUGCCAUCCAGGAGCUCUAUACCAGGGGGUGUCAGAGGAAGGCCCUAAAAAUUGUCAAAGACUCCAGCCACAGAUUGUUCUCUCUGCUACCGCACGGCAAGUGGUACUGGAGCACCAAGUCUAGGUCCAAAAGGCUUCUUAACAUCUUCUACCCCCAAGCCAUAAGACUCCUGAACAGCUAAUCAAAUGGCUACCCGACCUAUUUGUAUUGUCCCCCCACCCAUCCCCUCUUUUACGCUGCUGCUACUCUGUUAUCUAUGCAUAGUCAAUUUAACUCUACAUGUACAUAUUACCUGGACUAACCUGUGCCCCCGCACAUUGACUCUGUACCGGUACCCUCUGUAUAUAGCCUCGCUGCUGUUAUUUUACUGCUGCUCUUUAAUGAUUUAUUUUCAUUUAACACUUUUCUUAAAACUAAAUUGUUGGUUAAGGGCUUGUAAGUAAGCAUUUCAUUGUAAGGUCUACACCGGUUGUAUUGGGUGCAUGUGACAAAUAAAAUUUGAUUAGACACGGAGCUCUGUGUGGGUUUACCAUAAUGCUAUAUAGAAUGCCCCCCUUAUCCCUUUCAAAUGACCACUAAGCUCAGGGAUCAGAUUCUCAGAAGGGAACUUUUGAAAGAAGGGUCCAUAACGCAUUGAUUGCAAGCCUGAGAAAUUGGCUGCCAUGUAGGCAGACAUUAGAUAAUGUAUUGUUCUCCCCCGAAACAAUGUGUACUAUACUACCUUUGACGAUAGACAAUGAAUAGUCGGGUGGGUAUUUGUAUUGCUGUGGUCCCUGUUGUGUUCUGUAAUACUAAUAGUAUGCAUUGUUCCCAUGGUACCGCUUAAGACAACUUGAGUCCUCUUACUAAUUGUUUGCUUAAUAAGGUGUCCGAAUGUUAAAGGAAUGCAAAUGCCAAGAGCAGAGUUUUUCCAUCUGUAUCUACCCAGACAGUAUACUGGUGCGUGUGCACCGGUCUGUGGAGCUACAGAUGGAAAAACACUGCUCUUGGCAUUUGCAUUCCUUUGCAGUAGACUAAAGUAAAUGUCACGUGGUGAAAACAAUGUGACCAGUUCUUUGGAUCUGGGUUGAGCAGCCAGAGUAAAGUAGAGGCAGACAACAAAAAUAUGUUUUCAAACAUUUAGUAAAUUAAGGCACGGUUUCACAAGUUCACCUUUUCAGCGUGGCUCAUCUCUGGCCCAGGAACAUAUUCACAAACUAUGCAACAUACCAAAAACACAGAGGAAACAAAAAUCACAUGAGGCAGGCAGGCAGGUAGGUAGGUAGGUAGGCAUCCAUCCACCCAUCACACCCAUCACACCCAUCACACCAUCACACCCAUCACACCCAUCACACCCAUCACACCCAUGAACCACCAUACUUCUGAACUACAUCACCUCCUGUGGGCAGCUGCCUAGAACACAGGAAGAAACAGGGUUUACAUACAUGCUAACUGUUCUGUUAAUUAGUCAAUUGUCCAAUGAGAAUGCUUGAUGAAUUAACAGGGGCAAUUAGUCACACCUGUGACAUAAACAGAAUCAACUAUACUCACUCUCAAACCUAGCACUUCCAAACAGCAUCUGGUUAAGUAGUUAUGUAGUUGUUAUUAAAUCCAUUCUCCCCCAUACAUACAGGAAAGCAGCCACACACGACAGUGAGAUCCGCCGUCUGUAUGAAGAAAUGGAGCAACAAAUGAAAAGUGAGCAGGAACGGCUGCUCCUCCAGGUACAUAUAGUUCAUAAGUUAGUUUAAAUGACUUGUGACCCUCUCCAAGACCUGUCUCUUAACACCAAACUCUAAACACAUCUACCGGAACCAUACCUACUGUAUACCCUUGAGCCUCUAAACACAACUACCAGAACCCUAGCUACUGUAUACCCUUGAGCCUCUAAACACAACUACCAGAACCAUACCUACUGUAUACCCUUGAGCCUCUAAACACAACUACCAGAACCAUACCUACUGUAUACCCUUGAGCCUCUAAACACAUCUACCGGAACCAUACCUACUGUAUACCCUUGAGCCUCUAAACACAUCUACCGGAACCAUACCUACUGUAUACCCUUGAGCCUCUAAACACAUCUACCGGAACCAUACCUACUGUAUACCCUUGAGCAAGGCACUCAAUUGACUCAAUAUAGUUGUAUUGUACUGUAUUCCUGUUGUUUAAUUUCUCCUAUCCUAAUGUUCUGUCCCUGUCUCUCCUCUGGUCUCCAUCAGGACUCGGAGCGUCUCCAGUCUCGUAGUCACGACCUGGAGCACCAGCUGUCCAGUAAGGAGAGAGAGCUGGAGCAGCUCUUCCAGAAACAGAGGAGGGUGAGUGACUGAGGUGCCUCCUCUCCUGUAACUCUCCAGGAGGAGGGUUGGCCACCUCUGAUCUCCUGUAACUCUCCAGGAGGAGGGUUGGCCACCUCUGAUCUCCUGUAACUCUCCAGGAGGAGGGUUGGCCACCUCUGAUCUCCUGUAACUCUCCAGGAGGAGGGUUGGCCACCUCUGAUCUCCUGCAGGGUUUAUCCCCCAGCAUGAUUUCAGUCUUUGUGUAUUUUCAGUGCAGAAAAAGGAGAGAAGACAAAGAUGUGACUAGAACAGAACAGAACAGAAUAGAAUAGAACAGAACAGAACAGAAUAGAACAGAAUAGAACAGAACAGAACAGAAUAGAACAGAAUAGAAACAGAACAGAACAGAAUAGAACAGAACAGAAUAGAACAGAACAGAACAGAAUAGAACAGAAUAGAAGGAGAGGAAGUUACUUUUGUCUGUUGAGAUGCCCCCCGUCAUGACUCCCUAACAAUGUUGCCCUUUGACCCCCCAGUUGGAGCUCCAGUGUCGCGACCUGAGCAGUGAGCAGCAGGAGAACCAGGUGGAGAACGUCAAGCUGAAGAUGACCAACGAAGAGCUUAGCAGAGAGCUGGAGAGCACCUGUCAGGAACUGUCCCUGGCCCAGGAACAAAUGACCAUGCUGCAGGACCAGGCUGCCCGCCUGCACCAGGAGAGAGAGAUGUGGGUUAAUAUUACCACUAGCUAUAAUGACCAAAUACAAAAACAAACACACUCACACUCACUCGCCUAGGCAUCGCACUUCCACAAACAUUCCAUCAGUGGCUAUGGCAUGUCACUCCUAGUACAGGUACUAUUCACUAGAUUACUGUCUAGGUGUGGUUCAGUGAGCUUUGGUGACUGUGUCUCUCUCUGCUCAGGGAAAUGUACCGAGUCACUGAGGGACUACAGAGAGAGAAACAGAGCCUGAUGAAACAACUAGACCUUCUCAGGUAAGUUACACACACACACCUAGGCACGGACGCACGCACACAGUAUUCCUGUUAUACAUGAAUUUGACAGUUUAUAUUGUUUUCUGUUUUCUAUCCAGAGAGAUGAACAAACAUUUAAAAGACGAGCGAGACAUAUGCUGUGCUGUGGUGAGUUCUCGAAUCUUGAUGUUUGACUGUUUCCUUUGUGGUGAUAUUGUGGACAUUGACAAUUAUAUUGAUUUAUUCUAUUUCAGUCUAUUGUAUCCUCUUUGCUCUACAGAACCCCAGGAACUCCCUCAAACAGAAGCAGAAGCAGAGAGCAAGUUUGGUCAAUCUGUUUGCAGACACCAGCCAGCAGCCGGUUAAAAGGUGAGGUCAUUUCCUUUAGAAGUGCCCUGAACAUAAUCAACCAGUCUUGUCAUGUGUGACAGGAUAAUGAUUUUAUUUUAUGGCCGUCAGUAACGUGAUUUAAAUCAACAUUGGAUUAAAGAGGAGAUACGGAGGAUGUGAAAUCAAAAAAAGUGUUGUUGAGUCCAAGGCACCCAAUUGGUCAAUUUAAUGUAAGGUACUUUACAGCAUAAGGAGUGUAUUUUCAUUAUAAUAUAUUAAGGAUAUAUUUGAAAUGGAGAGGCUGCUGGGCUGCUCUUGAAAGUAAUAGCAGCACCCAGAAUCAAUUUGAGUUACCAUUUAAUGAUAAUGGUCUGUAACGAGAGACUAACAUGAAAGUGCCUUGGACUCAUUUGAUGCUUGGCGACAUGGGACUCAGAAACACUCAUUUUGAUCCAACAUCCUCUGUUUCUUCCUCUUGUCUCCAAAGAGCCUCACUCUUCGCCCGGGGUUCCUAUGAGUUCCUUGACGCGCUGCCCAUAGAACACCUUCAAAUCUCUUUUGUCUCCUCCCCAUCCUCAUCUAGUGAGGACGAUAUGGACGCCGCUUGUCCAGCACGUUCGCCGAAAACCAACUACGGCUUGGCCAACGGCUACCACGACUCCAACACCUGGUCCCCGACCCAGGUGGCUGAUGGGAAGGUGGAGACGGUGGUUGAGGUGGAGGCGCAGGGGAUGAGGGGGGUGCGGGUGAAGGAGAGGAUCUCCAAGUUCGAGUCAGAGAAGACCCUCGCCCCCACCCAGGAAGAAAGGGAGAGGGAGAGGCAUACAGAGUACCAGAGUAAGCCGGAGGUAGGGGGCGACGGGCUGGACGGUCCCCCAGACGGGUGGCCUCUCCGUCGGGUUAUCUCCAUCGAGGAGGACCACCUCCCCCACCUGCUUCACGGAGGGCCCCAGCCCCUGCUGCACCAGCUCAGUGAGCAAGACGACGAGGAGGAAGAGGAGGAAGAGAAGGAAGAUCUGGAGAGUGGUGUCCUCUUCGCCCCUGUUCCUCUACCCGUCCCGGUCACGACAGUGUCCCCCUCCAAACACAGAGGUCGUUUCAGCAGAAUCAGAAACGCCCCCUCGUCACCUCGAGGACAGCCCGUCGGCAAGGAGACCCAACAUGUGAAUAAAUCUCUAUUCAUGUAUUGUAUUUUAAUUAACUUUGUGGAUUGACUGAGUUAAAAUGAAGUUGACCCCAACUCUGCAAGGGGUGGAAGACCCUGCUGUAGUAGGACAUUACCUAAUAAGAUAAGAUCUGUCGUCAUUGCGUUAAGCGUCAAAACUAGAACCCCUCAUCUGAGCGAUCAACAACAUUGCCAAAGAAGCCCUUCAAUAUGCAAUCAAUUGAAAAUGAAUAUCAUUCUGUAUAACUCUUUCUCUGCCUAUCCCUCCAGAGGGUGAAGGAGGGGGCGGUGCCUGCCCCUGACCGCCUGUUUAAGGUGGUUCUGGUGGGCAACUCCAGCGUUGGCAAGACUUCCCUGCUGCGCACCUUCUGUGACGGCCGCUUCCACCCCUCCACCUCCCCUACUGUGGGUGAGAACCGACAACACAGCAGCACACUUCAACCUUCUGCUCACUACAGCAUGCUGCCUCAUAACAUUACUGUAUACCACGGGUGUCACAGGCCUUUGUGUGUGUGUGUGUUAAUAUGGUGGCAGUGGUCGUUUGUGCAUUCACUGUGUGUGUGUGUGUGUGUGUGUGUGUGUGCACAUUCUUAUGUAUGUGAGUGUGAGUAACUAUCAGAAGAUAAAGGGCAAAGCGGCAUCACAUGAAAGGGCUCGUGAAGUCACACUCCCUGUCUGUGAACCCCUGGUACACAUUGUACCGCCGCAGAUUAUGUCACAUCGAAUCAAUUUAAUUCUCCUCUGAAUCCCCUUGGUUCCCCCCUUAUAGGAUAGCUUGUUUGAUUUCACCGCUUUGAUAUGAGUGGAACUGUGAAACUGUGGUCCGCUGUAGCUCAAUUGGUAGAGCAUGGCGCUUGUAACGCCAGGGUAGUGGGUUCGAUCCCCGGGACCACCCAUAUGUAAAAAUGUAUGCACACAUGACUGUAAGUCGCUUUGGAUAAAAGCGUCUGCUAAAUGGCAUAUUAUUAUUAUUAUUAUUAUUAUUAUUAUUAUUAUUAUGAAAGACAGUUACCUUAACACCAAGCUUGAUGAAUAGCUCAACUACCCCCUCUAGUGUUCAUUCAUGAAAUGAAGUAAUGCUACAGUAUAUUAUUGCUGUAUAUUCCUCUUAAUACCGUAAUAAUCGGUCUGAGGGCUGUUCCUGAUAGGUGUUGAUUACAGUGUGAAGACUCUAAUGUUGGACAACACCCAGGUAGCCAUGCAGCUGUGGGACACGGCAGGGCAGGAGAGGUGAGUGGCCAUAGACCAGUGAAAAUAGUAUUGCCAAACCUCACCAAUAGCUAAGAAAACAAUGUGUUAUUUUGGCCUGGGUGCUAGUCUGAGAAUGUGACUUAGAUGACGACAAACAAAGCAAAGUUCUCAGGUUGGCAUUUGGCACUUUGGCAAAAUAAACAGGGUUCCAUUUUGUCCAGCUGUGACUUUUCUCUGUUGGCUACAGAUACCGUAGCAUCACCAAGCAGUUCUUCCGUAAGGCGGACGGCGUGGUGGUCAUGUAUGACGUCACGGUGCUGGACAGCUUCAAGGCUGUGCGACCCUGGUUCAUCAACGUCCAGGUCAGAUCACCUUUGACAUUUGGCCAGGCUGGACAUGACAAAUAAUAAUGUCUGUUCUAAACAGUUUAUUUCUAUCUGAACGUUUUAAGCAGACCUCUGACCUUUCAUUGACCCCUGUUUUCACAGGAAGCUGCGGGAGAGGGCAUUCCCAUCCUGCUCCUGGGCAACAAGAUGGACGCGACGUCCGAGAGGAAGGUACCACUCAGAGAUGCAGAGAAUCUGGCCAAUGUGAGUUCUCCAUUUAGGGAAUUGAGUUUAGGGAGUCAUAAGUGUCAUCCUAUAGCAUGCUAUGACAUGAAUCUCAAGAACUGAACAACCAACACACAGAGUGGGGGGAAAUCUGUUCACUGUCUAUAAAUAUGGAUGAGACCUCGCAUAGCUGUCACUAUUGCCAUCUGUAGGUCCUCUACAGAUGCCGUAUCUUAAUUUGAUCAUCCUGUUGCAGGAAUUUUGUAGUGUAUUCAAGGUUUAAAAAGGCUUCUAAAGUUUGUAAUUUCCACGUAAAAUGUCAGACUUGCCAGCAGCAUACCACCCUGCAUCCUACUGCUGGCUUGCCUCUGUAGCUAAGCAGGGUCGGUCCUGGUCAGUCCCUGGAUGUGAGUCCACAUGCUGCUGGAAGUGGUGUUGGAGGGCCAGUAGGAGGCACUCUUUCCUCUGGUCUAAAAAAAAUAUCCCAAUGCCCCAGGGCAGUGAUUGGGGACAUUGCCCUGUGUAGGGUGCUGUCUUUCAGAUGGGACAUUAAAAUGGGUGUCCUGACUCUCUGUGGUCACUAAAGAUCCCAUGGCACUUAUCGUAAGAGUAGGGGUGUUCACCCCGGUGUCCUGGCUAAAUUCCCAAUCUUGCCCUCAUACCAUCAUGGCCACCUAAUUAUCCCCAGCUUCCAGUUGGCUCAUUCAUCCCACCUCCUCUCCCCUGUAACUAUUCCCCAGGUCGUGGCUGUAAAUGAGAAGGUGUUCUCAGUCAACUUACCUGGUAAAAUAAAAUGAUGAAAAAAGGUAUCAACCCCUAAAUUUUUUUUUAUAUUAAUUAUAAUCCAAAUAAUAAUUAACUUUUCCUGUUGCUGCAGGAUUCUUUUCCAACCUGGUUCAAAUGAACAUCCUACAACUGUAGCUCAGUGACAACCAGUGACCUGAGUCUCUUCUCUCCUGUAGGACACCCGUGUGAUAUUCUACGAGGUCAGUGCUUACACCGGCUACAACGUGACGGAGGCCAUGGUCCACCUGGCCAGGUAAGGGAGGGAGAGAGAGAACCCCUAGGUAUCGAGAUCUGAAUUAAUUGGUAUAAGCUAUGUUAAUGUUCCCACCUCGCCCUCUGAUCAUUUAGAAUAGGAGUUUUGUAUGGCUGUUAUUCCCAUUUUGAAUCCUUUCAGAUGAACUCAAAUCUCCAGGGGGUUAGGGGUUGAUCUCCAGAGGGUAGGGGUUAGGUGUUGAUCUCCAGAGGGUAGGGGUUAGGGUUUGAUCUCCAGAGGGUAGGGGUUAGGGGUUGAUCUCCAGAGGGUAGGGGUUAGGGGUUGAUCUCCAGAGGGUAGGGGUUAGGGUUUGAUUUCGGGACUGUGUGUGACAUGUCAAUGCAUCUGUCUGUGUGUCCAGAGUACUGAAAGAGCAGGAGGAUCGGGUGAGAGACACUGUUGUCUUACUGGAGGCUCUGCCUAUCAAGAAGAAAGCCUGCUGCAAGUAAAGACACUCAGAGAGAGAGAACUCCUGAUAACAAGUGAAGGAACUGGAUGGAUAGUUUGAUUUAGCUCUAGUCUACAUUACAACAAUUUUUCAGUUUUGUUAUUUGGACCUCCUGACUGUUAUGAGUAGAAGAAAUGUGUUCUACUGUAGAAGUAAUGGUACAUUUUGUCAAUUACAAAAGAAUUUAUGUAAAUAAGAGCUUGAUUAAGUUAAUGUUCAUUAGUCUGUCACACCAUAAGCACAACAAAAUAAUACAAAAUACUGAAGUGAAAUCUAAUUAAAUAUUUGAUUUUUUCC